CUGGUAUUUCGCGCAUCAGUCAUCAACGAGCAUGAUGCGAGUGCUAGUGUGUGCGUUAGCGAUCCUGUCAACGGUAGCCGCUCAGAAAGAGCUGCACUACGUACCCGGUCAUGAUGGGAUGGUACAUCUUUUUGAAUGGAAAUGGCACGAUAUCGCAGAUGAAUGUGAAAGAUUCCUCGGUCCCAUGGGAUUCGGUGGCGUGCAGGUUUCUCCGAUCCAAGAGAAUGUGAUCGUAGGCAGUAGACCAUGGUGGGAACGUUACCAGCCUAUAUCCUAUAAAUGGUACACGAGAUCGGGCACGCCGGACGAAUUCAGGGAGAUGGUUCGCAGGUGUAACAACGCCGGCGUGAGAAUUUACGUCGACGUGGUGUUCAAUCACAUGACCGGUGAUCACGAUAACGCAAAAGGUACCGGCGGUACGACAGCGGAUACUCAUGGCUUCAGCUAUCCGGGGGUACCGUAUUCCCAGUACGAUUUUCACUAUCCUCCUUGCGCCAUCAAUAAUUAUCAAGACCCGGCAAAUGUGCGGAAUUGCGAAUUAGUCGGUCUGCAUGAUCUCGAUCAGUCGAAGGAAUAUGUCAGAGAGAAGAUCGUCAAUUUCUUGAACGAAGCCGUCGACGCUGGAGUCGCUGGUUUUCGAGUAGACGCAGCUAAACACAUGUGGCCGGAAGAUCUAAAAACGAUCUUCUCUCGGUUGAAAAAUCUCAAUCCCGAGCAUCAUUUCCCUUCAGACGCGCGGCCCUAUAUAGUUCAAGAGGUAAUCGAUUACGGCGGCGAGGCAAUCAGCAAAUAUGAAUACAACUCUUUCGGCGCGGUAACGGAAUUCCGAUACGGCAUGGAGAUCAGCAACUCCUUGAACGGAAACAAUCCGUUGAAAUGGUUUGUCAAUUGGGGAGAAGCUUGGGGCCUGUUACCGUCUCAAGAUGCUCUGGUAUUUAUCGACAAUCACGAUACUCAACGUGGCAACCCCAAUAUCCUCACCUACAAGUCAUCGAAGCUAUACAAGAUGGCCGUGGCUUUCAUGCUGGCGCAUCCCUACGGGACCGCGCGGAUCAUGAGUUCCUUCAAGUUUGAUACUUUCGACGCCAACCCGCCGCAGGACUCCGUCGGCAAUCUCCUAUCUCCAACCAUCAAUCCUGACGAUACCUGCGGCAACGGCUGGGUCUGCGAGCAUCGAUGGCGUCAGAUUUACAACAUGGUGCGCUUCCGAAAUGCCGCGAAUAAUACCGACGUCAACAACUGGUGGGACAACGGCCAGAAUCAGAUCGCCUUCUGUCGCGGAAACGCGGGCUUCAUCGCGAUCAAUGGUGACAAAUAUGAUUUGAAGCAGACUCUCUUUACCUGUGUGGAACCUGGCACUUACUGCGACGUCAUAUCCGGGAACUUGGAGAACAACAAGUGUACUGGUAAAGUCGUAACAGUGGAUCAAGAUAGAAAGGCGUACAUAGAAAUCCCUUUGAACCAGGAAGACGGUGUGCUCGCUAUUCAUCGAGGGGCAAAGGUGAAAUCAUAAAGAUCUGAUUGAACGAAUUAAAAAUUGCUUGCUAUGAUACAGUAUAUAAGUAUAAUAAAAAAUGCUACAUAAUGUAUAAGAUUAAUAUAAUUUAAUUGCACUUCGGAUUAAUUAUACGAUCGACUAUUUAAAAUAUAAUUUGUUUGUGUACUUUUACUUGUUAGGAAUAAAAUAUGAGUGUUUGCGUAUCACA
Molecule: messenger RNA, 1706 nt
Organism: Temnothorax curvispinosus
Lineage: Eukaryota; Metazoa; Arthropoda; Insecta; Hymenoptera; Formicidae
Product: alpha-amylase 4N-like
Exons: 5
Coding region: 32-1513 (493 amino acids)
Biological process (GO): carbohydrate metabolic process
Molecular function (GO): alpha-amylase activity; cation binding
Source: RefSeq, a predicted model, not a curated record